AUGGCAGAUGACGAGAUUCAGAGGCUGCGUGAGCAGUUGAGGAACGAAGAGCGACGCCGACAAAAAGCGGAGAGGGCUCAACAGGAAGCAGAGAGAUCUCAACAGGAAGCAGAGAGGGCUCGACAAGAUGCAGAGAGGGCUCGACAAGAAGCAGAGCAGCUUCAGCAGACAUUCGAAGAACAGUUACGCCCCUUGACACUCUUUGAAUACCUUGAUGCCUGCCAUACUUAUCUUUUCAGCGGGCUUGUCCCUAGAACGUUGAAAAGUUCCACCAAAGGAAGUGCCGACAAUGCUAGAGGCAAAUUCCGUCCCCAUCGCAUCCGUAAAUGGCGUUCAUUUGACGAUGAACAGGCGGAAAUAUGGGACCAUUUGCUGAAUGAAGAAAAUAAAGGAUUUAUUGCACAACUUGAAUUUGAUUCAUUGCAUGGAAUGAUGACUAUAGGAAAGAAAACAAAGAAAAAUAUAUCCUCAGAACUCGACCUUCGCUAUUUCCAGCGGGAUGCCAUCACAGAGCCUGUAGGGUCGAUCAUAGAGGCCUUCUUUGAAAGUGAGAGACUCAGGCAUGUAUUUGGACUUCAAGGACAGGUUACCUUUGAAAACCACGCAAAUAGUCUUGCCGACAGCGAGGAGGUUGAAGGAGUUAGAGGACGUCCGCCAAAGCUCCGGAAAGGAACCGAUGGGGCUGCAACACCUACCAAUGUCGAGCCUUCUCAUAGACCUCUAGCGGAUGAAUUUUGCAUUUACAAUGCAGGCGAGAAGGCCAAAAAGCCUGCAUUGGUUGGGGAACUAAAGCCACCCCAUAAGCUCCCACUCGAGGCUAUUAAAAAAGGACUACGAAAAAUGGAUCUUGAUGAGGUAGUCGAGCGUCGUCAUGAUGAUACAGAGAACAUUAGGCACCGUCGUUUGGUGGCCGCAGUCAUCACCCAGGCCUUCUCUUACAUGAUUAAGGCUGGCGUUGAAUACGGAUAUAUAAGCACGGGUGAAGCCUUAAUUUUCCUUCACUUCAAAACUGACGAGCCUGGAACUGUUUAUUAUCGUCUUUCAGUUCCUGAGGCAGAUAUGAACCAAGAAGGUGAAGAUAAUGAUACCAACAGGCUACGGAAGACGGCUGUUGGACAGGUGCUUGCGUUUACGCUUCGAGCGAUACGCACCACCCCACAUGAUCAGAAUUGGAAAGACUGGGCCAUGAGUCAAUUGAAGGUGUGGGUAAUCACAGAAGGCGAUUUAUAUUUGCCAACCUCUGAAGAAGAUGAAAAGCAAGAUGAACAGCCUCCAACCCCUUACAAGCCAUCAAAAAGUACCCAGAUGGUUAUUAGGAAUACCCCUGUCCGUACCCGAUCGCGCUCCUCGCGGUCGACCUGCAAACCAACCUCUUCGCAACAAAAUAGCAGCGGGGAAGACGACGAAGAUGACGAAUCUGACCAUGAUUCACCUAGUCGAAGACCUCGCCGGUCAGCGAAUGUCAUGGUGCUAAUACCUCCGCCUCAGCCACCAACCUCAGAUUCAUCCUACACCGGCCCUGUUUGUAGGGAUGGUACCCGGCGAUAUUGCACGCAGAAGUGCUUGCUUGGUCUCUUGAACGGCGGUCUGCUGGAUAAGGCCUGUCCCAAUGUCAAAGAGCACGGUACAGAAGUCCAUCAAAUCGACCAUUCCAUGUUCAUCUCUCUCCUCCUCGCGCAGAUACUACAAAAAAUAGUAAGCCCUUGGACUCAGCCUCUGGGUUGUGAAUCACUUCAUAGGCAUGGUGCUCGUGGUGCACUCUUUGAAGUCAUCCUCUUUAAGUACGGUUACACUCUUAUAGGAAAAGGCUUCCCGCCAGAGUUUGGCAAGUACCUCAGAAACGAACAAGCCCUUUACAACCAGCUACGGCCGGUUCAAGGUGUGCAUGUCCCUGUAUGCCUCGGCACAAUCGAUGUAUCCAAGCGGCCCAUGUUUUAUGAUGGAAUUGCAGACAUACCGCACUUUUUACUUCUCGCCCAUGCAGGCACGGAGAUCUUAAAAUGCAGUGUUGCAAAGGACAAAAUCAUAUCCGCAGCUUCAGAAUCAUUGCGAGCCAUUCAUGCUCUAGGUGUUCUUCACCAUGAUGUAGAGCCGAGAAAUUUGUUCUGGAGUGAAGAGGGUGAGAAUGUGCUAGUUAUUGAUUUUGAAAGGGCAGAGAUUCUUCGCUCUGAGCGAGCGCCCCUGGGAAGGAUGUCACUCAAUCGAAAGAGAAAAAGUGGGAAUGAAAGCAGGGAGGAAGAAACAAAGGUUGUUGCCAGGGAGAGCUGGAUUGACAAUAGACUUGAAGAAGAGCUAAAGGGGAUGAGAGGUUACUUGAAGAGAAACCUUAGAUUAUAA
Trichophyton benhamiae CBS 112371 is the source of this 2337-nucleotide messenger RNA. RefSeq lists its product as uncharacterized. Lineage: Eukaryota; Fungi; Ascomycota; Eurotiomycetes; Onygenales; Arthrodermataceae. The transcript has a single exon. Bases 1 to 2337 code for a protein of 778 amino acids. The record is from RefSeq and is a predicted model, not a curated record.